This is a messenger RNA of Trifolium pratense (red clover), 2051 nucleotides long. RefSeq names its product putative FBD-associated F-box protein At5g22720. The record is from RefSeq and is a predicted model, not a curated record. Gene Ontology annotation, molecular function: protein binding. The transcript has 5 exons. Lineage: Eukaryota; Viridiplantae; Streptophyta; Magnoliopsida; Fabales; Fabaceae. Bases 147 to 1484 code for a protein of 445 amino acids.
GUUUUUCCCUCGUUGAAAUUUUGUUUCCCCGCUCGAAGUUCACCCAAAACAGGAACCCUAGAAGAAACACAUUAAUUCAAUCCAUUCUCUGUAUCCAUCGGAGAAGAGAAGAAGGCACUCACAACUCCACGGCGCCAACAACGAGAAUGUCUGAUUCUAAAGAAGAAAGCUUGAUGAUUCUGGAAAAUAUGAAGAAAAAAAGGCAUUGUGAUCAUCAAAAUGAAGACAGGCUCACUGACUUACCCGACGGUGUUUUGCUUCACAUUUUGUCAUUUUUGAAAACCAAACACGUCGUUCAAACUUGCGUUUUGUCUAAGAGAUGGAAAAAUUUGUGGAAACGUAUUUCGACUCUUAUGUUGCAUUCCACUAAUUUUUCCACUGUGAAGCGUUUUGCCACAUUUGUGUCUAAGGUUUUGAAUUUUCGUGAUACCUCAACUGCACUGAACGCUCUUGAUCUUUACCGUCAUGGUGAUAUUGAGCCUCAUCUACUUAAAAAGAUUUUAAACUAUGUUUCCUCCCAUAAUACUCACAUCCAGAAAUUAGGAAUCUCUGUCAAUGGUGAUAGUGGUAUCAUUAUGAGUUGUGUUUCUUCAUGUCAUGCUCUUACAUCUCUUAAGCUUUCACUUUACCCUAGAGGUAGUAAUGGUAAUCAUACACCAAUAUUAUUUCCAAAAUCUUUGAAUUUGCCUUCAUUGACCAGCUUAAAUCUAACAAAUUUCGCCUUUUGCGGUGCUAAAAGCAAUUGUGUUGAGCCCUUUUUCACCUUUACUAAGUUGAAUAGUUUGGUCAUACGUAGUUGUAAGGUAAAGGAUGCUCAAAUCCUCAGCAUAUCAAGUGAGACACUUGUCAAUUUAGCUAUUGAAUAUCCUUUGGAAAAAAUGAAUUUAGCUAUACAAACUGAUUAUUCUUCCAACUUUGCCGAAAUCAAGUUAUCUACUCCAAAUCUUUAUACCUUCAGUUUUACCGGUGACCUUAUUCAGAAAAUAUGUCGGAGCGGACUUUCUUCUGUUAAACAAGUAAAUAUUGAUGAUUCACGACAAGAUGAUGCUUCGGUGGAGCAUGGUUUGGUUAUAUUCAACUGGCUGCUUGACUUUGCCAAUGUUGAAUCAAUGACAGUGACUUCAACUACUCUUCAGAUUCUCUCCUUAGUUCCUGAUUUAUUAGAGGUUAAGCUCCCUUCUUUAUGUAACUUGAAGUCAUUGGAAGUAGAAUUGACACCACUUGAUGAGGGAUAUUUAUCCCAAACAAUCAAAGAUGCCAUGUUAAAGAAAGCUGCUGCCAAGUCUGAUGAAGAAUUUUUUAAGUUAAUAAAGGCAUUUAACGCACGUAUAGAGCUACCUCCCAUACCUGAUGGAAUAGUUGACUUCUUGCGACAAAACUCGCCGUCGGCACAAGUUACCUACACAACAGAAUUCCCACAUCGUUUUCAUCUUAUGGAGGUUGAAGAAUCUGACUCUGCUGCAUCUCCCAAUCUUUAUGGUUGAGCUGAAAAGGAUGAUAAAUCAUCACAUGAAGAUAAGGUGGAGAAGCACCAACCUAACUCCACCUCUCCACUUCUUGAUAAUGGGCAGUGAAGAGUUCUCAGUUUGGCUGACUUACUAAAACAUGUUUUUUGAUUUGACAAUCAUGACCUCUUCAUCUAGCUGAAAUUCUCCAGUUUGAAAGCCAAAAAGUAUUAUUCUUAUGAGCUGUGAUAUUUCAAUACUGUUUUCCAAACACAUAUUUGACAUCGUAGAUAAAUUGAGUCUGUAUUGGAUACUAAAUUGUAAUGGACAAAUCCUAUACUCUGCCACUCGUAUGUAUGCUUGUACCUGUAUGAACAAGUGUCUUUUGUUUAUGGGUGCUUUCAUGAAUAGACCUCGUUUAUCGAUGACUUUUGGUUUUAUGGAUGGUGUGACUGAUUGUAAUAGUGUCAUUACUCAGGUUUAAACAACUUGGAGUUGGUUUGUGUUAUGAGAUGGUAAAUCAAGGGUGCUUCAUUUUAGGGACCAAUCUAGCGUGAGAGAGUUUGAUAGGUCUCGUACUAUGGGUGAGUAUUUUUUAUUUUUUUU